Molecule: messenger RNA, 2166 nt
Organism: Amborella trichopoda
Lineage: Eukaryota; Viridiplantae; Streptophyta; Magnoliopsida; Amborellales; Amborellaceae
Product: ENTH/VHS/GAT family protein
Biological process (GO): protein transport to vacuole involved in ubiquitin-dependent protein catabolic process via the multivesicular body sorting pathway
Molecular function (GO): ubiquitin binding; phosphatidylinositol binding
Source: RefSeq, a predicted model, not a curated record
UGCCACUCACGCUUUCCCUGUCAAUUCAUUUCUCUCUCUUUAAAAUCUCUCUGUAACUACUGCAGUCUCUUUAAGUUCUACAUGCUCCCUCUAACUACUUCACACUCUCUUCCCUCUCUAAAAUUCCAUUCUCUUCUCUCUCUAAACUUCCACUCUCUCAGCACCAAAACCAGAAUAAAUAAAUCCAGAGAAUGAACAAAAAUUAAGAAAACCACAAAAGGAAAAAGCAGAGAAACCCUAGCACUUUGAGAAAGGUCCACUUUACUUGCCGAAAGUUCCCUUGAUGAAGGAGCUUUCACUGUCUCUUCUCGCUUUAUUCCUCUUCAAGCAAAUAAAGGGCCGAUGAAAUCAUUAUAUUUGUUUUCUUGUUGAUAUAGAGAGUACACAUCAAUACAUUUCUGUAACAACUCAUGGUUUUCACUUUGCGGCCCAAGAGAUCUUUGGGUGAUUUGGGGAAUAUGGCAGCUGAGCUUGUCAAUCUAGCUACAAAUGAGGCAUUGAAGGAACCUGAUUGGGCCAAAAACAUUGAAAUCUGUGAGAUAGUCAGUCGCAAUGAAGGGGAAGUUAAAGUUGUCAUCAAAUCCAUAAAAAAGCGGUUGGGAAGUAAGAAUCCAAAUACCCAGCUACUUUCCAUUAUGUUAUUGGAAGUGUUGAUGAAUAAUUGUGGGGAACAUGUACACCGGCAGGUUAUUGAUACAGGGCUUCUACCUAUGAUGGUUAAGAUAGUGAAGAAAAAGUCUGAUCUUCCUGUAAGAGAAAAGAUAUUUCUUCUUUUGGAUGCCACACAAACUGCUCUUGGUGGACCAACUGGAAAGUUCCCUCAAUAUUAUGCUGCAUAUUAUGAUCUGGUGUCUGCACGUGUCCAAUUUCAACAACGCCCUAAGCAUGCUGCUCCAAAUGUAGACACCAUAAAGGCUCAGCCAAAUGAUUCGCAUGCCAAGGCAUCAGCUGCUCCAGAUUCCAAUGGCAUUGUUCAUCAAACAAACAGUCAUAGCGUCUCAGAGUCAAGUAUCCUUCAGAAGGCUAGAGGUGUCUUGGAUAUUCUCAGAGAAGUAUUGGACAGCAUAAAUUCUCAAAAGCCAGAGCAGGGUGCAACAGAUGAGUUCACAUUAGAUCUUGUCGAACAAUGUGCAUUUCACAAGCAGCAAGUCAUGCAUCUUGUCCUGAAGUCACGGGACGAGAAGCUAGUUUCACAAGCAAUCGAGUUGAAUGACGAGUUGCAGAAAGUGCUUGCUAGGCAUGAUGCGCUCCUAUCAAUUCCCUCAGCCUCUGGUGCUGCUUACGACCAUGAAGAAGCAGAAGAAGAUGAUGACUCACACCACCUGUUUCGAAGAAUGCGUAAAGGGAAAGCCUGCAUGGGUCCCACAAUUGAAGACGGUUCAGGAAGCUCGUCUAGCUCCCUGGACUCCAUUUCUAGUAGCCGCCAUCUCAACAGCAUGCCCCUAAAUCUAGAGAAGUCCCCAAUAAAUGUUGAGAAGAAGCCAUCAAGUUCUGAAAAAUCACCGCUAAAUGGAGUUGAGAAAAAGCCAAUGUGCUCUGAAAAACCACUAAAUGGAGCUGAAAAAAGGCCAAUAAGUUUGGAAAAAGCACCAUUAAAUAUGGAUGAGCCGUAUAUCAACACAGGGCCUCCUCGCCUUAUUGCGGUUUCGAUCCCACCCCCUCCUGCUAAGCAUAUGGAGAGGGAAAAGUUUUUCAAGGAGAGAAGGGCUGGUGGCUCUUCUGAUCACGAGAUGUUCAGCAGCCUUUCGCUGCACUCUCGGAGUGGCAGCAGCUCGCGUAGUGAGAGUCAAGAUUCUGGAGGGUGAGGUUUUCAUUUGGUGGUGGCUUUCCAGUCUUGUAAUGUGUGUGAGCUUCAAAUUGUGUUUUUUUCACAUAUUUCUUUGCUGUUUAUGUUGGAUUGGCUUAUUGAGAUAAACUUUUGUGUAAUAUCCCUUUGGUGUAAUAUCUGGUAACUUUUCUUAACCACACAAAAGAGGAGCAAGAAGGCAAGAGUGGGCAUUUUCAGUUGUAUACAUAGGCUAAAGACUGUAGAUUCCUCUCCAGGCUGAGAUUUGAGGAAAUGGCGGAGCGUUUUAUCAUCUUAAGAUGUGUUUGUGUAGGCUAAAGACUGUAGAUUCCUCUCCAGGCUGAUAUUUGAGUAAAUGGCGGAGCGUUUUAGCAUCUUAA